Molecule: messenger RNA, 3156 nt
Organism: Thermochaetoides thermophila DSM 1495
Lineage: Eukaryota; Fungi; Ascomycota; Sordariomycetes; Sordariales; Chaetomiaceae
Exons: 1
Coding region: 1-3156 (1051 amino acids)
Source: RefSeq, a predicted model, not a curated record
AUGAUGCGGCGAUCGUCGCUCGAGCCCUCUGAUGCAGUCGGAGAAAUGCAGGACCCAAAUCCCAUGCCCGACAACACCGAGUCAAUUGAUCUUUCUCCCGACGACUCGCUCUCGUUGCCGCCGCCGCCGCCUGCCGACGACAUGGACAUCGAACUCUCCGACGUCGAGGCAGAGAAGCCCCGAGUACAUCCCCCGCCGCCGCGGAUCGCCGCACGCCUCAUUUACCAUCCAACCAGCCAGUCCCGACGCAGCAGCGCAGCCUCGUCCCGCCGCAAUAGCAUCUCAUCUCGUUCCUCCCACGGCCACGGCCGCAUCUCGGGCCCCCAAUCCAAGUAUGUCGCACAGCACCUGCGUCGCGUCGCGAUUCUCGAAGAUCGCAAGGCGCGGCUGGCCGACCGAGCCGCGCACGCAGAGAAGGUGCGGUUGCGCGCCGCGCUGGCCAAAGCAGCCGCUCGCAACAACGCCCUGAGCGAAGAGCGCGCACUGGCUGCGGCCCAGGCCCGCGAGCGCAACCUGGCCGAGAUCGCUGCCGCUUGCGCAGAGGAAGUGCGGCGCGCCAAGGCGAUCGCGGAGAGUAUGAAGGAGAAGAGGGAGCAGGAGAUGAGGAAGUUGCGUAUGCAGAUGGAGGAGAGGCUGGCCGAGGCCGAGAGGAGGAGGGAGGAGUUGCGGAAUGCGAGGGCAAAGGGGAGGGAGCGUGGGCAUAGUCUCGGCUCGAGAAAGCCCGCGUCCGUUGAGCCUACGCCGGAGGUUAAGGGGGAGGAGGUCAAGGCUCCUGAGAGGAGGAAGCCCAUGACGCCAGAGGUCGCCGCUAGCAAGAUCCAGUGGUAUUGGCGGGCUAGGCAGCGGAAGCGGACUGUCGCGGAGUUUGCGGCGCUGGGCCUGUCGCUUGAUGCGGUCCGGGAGACUUCGUUUGAGCAGGUCACGGUGCUGCUCUCGCAGGAGAGCGUGCUGAUGCUCACAGCCCGGGUGCUUCGGAUUUGUGGCCUCAACGAGGGCGCGCCGGGGUCUGUCGAGGAGAUGGCCGCUGUCAGGUCCUUCCUCAGUGCCUUCUUGAUCUUGGGUCACCCAGCCCAGGUUCUUAGCAACAAGGAGGAAAAGGAUGACCCGGAGGAUGACAGUCCGCCUGUGGCGCACCCUCUGCCCAAGGAUAGCUUGGCCAACCCGCAAUCGCAAGAGCUUGUGGGUAAGGCCAGGGACUUGCUGGUGUUGUUCGAGAAUAUCCUGGGUCGCUUGACUCCAUUCAACAGCUACACGCCGCCGCCGAGGCUGCAGGCCUCGUUUCCCGAAGUCUACGCUACCUUCUACAACGCCUUGAUCGCGUGGAAAGCGAGAGAUUCUACCUCCUUGGUUGAGCUAAUGGUGAUGCAGUUCGUCGAGUUGGACGCUAUCUGGGAGUCUGUCAAGGAUACCACAGAUGGCGAGGUCGACCAACUUUACAAGGAGAGUAUUCGAAACAACCAGCUGCUCUUAUUGGUGCGAAUCAAGAAGCUUGCUGGCGCAGAAAGGGGCAAGAAGAUGGUGGCAGAUGCCGUGCGCAAGGCCCGCAAGGCGAGGGCGAAGAAGCCCGUCGGCGAUACGAAGCCGCGUGUUGCAGAGCAAGCCGUCACGGAGACUGCCAUGGGAGUGCUCGGAGUCGAGGAGACUCACCCUCACCCCGAGUCUAGCCGGCAACAGCAACCGACUCAGACCCUGACGCCCCCGGCGACUCCCAAUCGGCAUCGCGAGCCCUUCAAGGUCAGCAUUGUCAUUCCUACGGGGAAGAGUUUGCUGCCGGACAACCGGAUCGUCGUCCAUGAGCUUGCCCUCAACAAGGAGUUCCGGACUGAGCCACACGAGUACCAUCAGCAACAGGAGCACAUGCUCGCGCCGCUGUUCCAGGGGAUGCGGGCGACGAUGCAGUCAGGCGAUCAGACGGCUCAUUUUUUCCUUCUUCUCCGUGUCGCCGACAUGAUUCGGGAGAAGCUGCAACGUCUGGUCAGGCCGGGCAACUCCAUGCAUACAAUGAUUGGGGAGCUGCUCGACACGGAAAUUGCCCAGCGCCAGUUCGCUAUGGGCAGCUUUUCGUAUGAGCGCUUCUUCCAGACUAUGGGCGCCCUUCUUCCGAAACUCUGUGCGCCCGUUCGCGACGAAGAGGUCAAGAAGCUGGUCGAACAAAAGCUCAGCCAGGGCAGCUACGUCGACCGCCUUGAAGCUCUUAAUGGCUUCGUCGACGUCAUGCUCAGCGACUACGCAAACUACCUCCUCUCACUCGCCGCACCCAAACUCAUCGAGCAGGCCCCAGCUUACGAAAUGCGUGCCUUCGCGGCUGAUCUUGAGGCCGGUCGGGUUACGUUGUCAGCCGCAACAAGGGCAUGGCGUCUCGCGCGCAAGAAGCUUUUUGCCGAGACCACGCGGCGCGACCCAGAAGGCGUGAACCAUCCCGGCUCGCGGCCCACGGCAAACCGGAUUUACGCACAGCUGCUCGUCGACCUCUUCACCCAAGUCUCCCCCGUCGCCCGGGAAGAUGUCCCCGAGAUGUUACUGCUCGACUACAAGCGCGUCCUCGAAGCAGGGAAGCUCACUCGCCAUGUCGUCACCACGGCAGCAAUCCUGCUGCAAUGCAAGAACCUUCUCAAGCGUGACGUCCGCGCGCCAUGGAAGGCCGAGGCGGCGCGGAUCAUGGCUAUCCUCGAACGGUGCGACGACCAGCCGGGUAAGAUGACGGCCGAGGUUGCCGUCGAGGGGAUCAUGGCUGCGCUCGAGGCAGGUAGGUCCAUGCCGUCUGCUACGAAGAUGCAGUUGCGCGGCUUGGUCGGGAAGUUCCUCGCUGCGGGGAAGGAGGUGGCCUCCCCUCCUUCGACAUCAUCAUCGUCUCAGGGUAUUGGUGGUUCCGACCCCCGAGAGCCGGUUUUGAGACUCUUACUCGGCCGGUUGAGGAGUCAUAUGCUUGCACGACUGGGCGCGGCGUCGGCCACGGAAAAGGUCAAGGCGACCAGCACGGCGGGCGAGCGGCUCGCAUCGCUGGGCUUGGCUGAGUUCGUGGAUAAGGUCCGGGAUAUGGUGGAUAUGAUGGGACGGGUGUCGGCUGUCGAUCGGGAUGCGCAUGGGGUUUGGUGGGAUAAAGUUGCUGAGGAGGUUGAGAGGGAAGCUCAGGAAGAAGCAACAGCAACACCGUGA